Austrofundulus limnaeus is the source of this 1314-nucleotide messenger RNA. RefSeq lists its product as uncharacterized. The coding region runs from base 93 to 713 and encodes 206 amino acids. Gene Ontology annotation, cellular component: external side of plasma membrane. NCBI's taxonomy places the organism in Eukaryota, Metazoa, Chordata, Actinopteri, Cyprinodontiformes, Rivulidae. The record is from RefSeq and is a predicted model, not a curated record. The transcript is spliced from 4 exons. Gene Ontology annotation, biological process: negative regulation of T cell proliferation; positive regulation of T cell proliferation; cell surface receptor signaling pathway.
AGGAACGGCUGUUGUUUUUAAAAAGGGUUUUAAAUGCCAGCAGCGUCCUGCACCGUAUUUCUCCAUCUGUCAGGUGACUUUAUUUGAGGAAAAUGGCUUUAAUUGGCCUUUUUCAGCUGGUGCUCUCGACUCUCCUGUUUGUCGUCGUCAUCGAUGGUCCUCCUCCUCCGGCCAACAUAUCCAUCCAGGCUGAGUCAGGUCAGGACGUCCCUCUGACCUGUCACAUUCCUGACAAAUACAACAGCUCUGUCAAGUUGAGCAAAGUUGUUUCUGAGAGAGUGACCGUUUGUCUCUUCAGAAACGGUCAGUUUGAUAAAGAAAGUCAGCAUCCAUCUUUUAGGAACCGAGUGGUUCUUAAUGACAGCAACAGAAAUGGUGAAUAUUUGUCUCUGACUCUGAAGAACAUGACGACUGCUGACAGAGGAACAUACUGGGCUCAUGGUCUUCAUGAAAGCACAUGGUACACCUUCUGUGUCUACAUCCUGACUGUUGUUGGAACAGGCAACCCUAAUUGGAGGAUUCAUGUUGAAGAUCAAAACAACAAAACCAGUCUGGAUGAUGGAGUAAAGAUCAAAAUUUCUACACUUACUGUAGUUCUCUAUGUUCUUGGUGGUGUUCUUGUUCUUGUUCUUGUUUUUCUUGGUGUUAUUUGUUUUAAACAGCACCAGAAUUCAAAUAGCCUCCUUCUGAACCAUAGGCUGAACAAGUCCUAACGGUUUCGGUCAUGGAGUAAUUAUUUAUGUCUGUGCCACCUUGACACUGUCCACUGCUCACAUCUUAUGAUAACUUGUCGGCUCUUAAUCUGUUUGUUCCAGACGUCAGGACUCCAGCAUCGGACUUGUUACAUAUAACAUAUCGCAACUCUCUUGUUGCGAUAUGUUAACUCUUUGAGCUGAGAGCUGUCAUUGGCUGAUAGUAACAUGAGGUGGAUUGUGAUUGGUUGUAAACUGUUACAUGGUGUUAACAUGUUGUUAUAUCAUUGGUUUGCAAUCUGAUGACAGUGGCUUCAAUUCGACAGACUUCCAUGAUUGUUUUCUGUUCUUGUUCUUUUUUUCUUUCCUUUUUUUUUUUUUUUUUACAUUUUUAACAUUUUUUUUAUUAGAAUCAAAAUGAAGAACAAUGUAAAAUAGAGUACAGUAAAACAUUUGCCAGGGGGUUAGGUUACAAGCUUUGAGACAAUUUUAAAAUACUUUCGUAUUUAUAGUAAUGUUAUUAAAACCUGUGCAUUAUGUGAUCUUUUUCAAGUCUUUGUGUAAUGUUUUCUGUUCAUUGUCGCCCAGAAUUAAAUUGUGCCAUUGGCCUACUUUAAAUGUC